CUCCCCGGGGCAGGCCUGGAGCCCGCCGGCUGGCAGCCCAGUGGCACGGACGAAGCACUCAAGCCCAGGGGCAUAGCUAUAAUUGAGCGAAAGGGUUCAAAGAACACGGACCCCCAGCUCCUGAGGGCCCUUCAGCUCCACCCCUCCCUAUUUUCUUCAUUAUUUCCCUCACUCUGGGGGGAAAUAAUGAGAGGGAUGAACACGGGCCCCCUCUCCUCUAGCUACGCCCCUGCUCAAGCCCUUAUGCUGGAGCUUCGCAGGAAGGUGGAGGAGCUCUUGGAGAAGUGCGGUGGCCCCCAGUUCCCCAGCCGCUGCCAAGCCACCCUCUUCGGCCACUGCCAUCAUGCUGCCCUGGCUCUCUCUCAUUUCUCACCACACAUGUGCUUAGCACUGUGUGGGCAGGGCUUGUCACGUACCACCUGAGAGAGAGAGAGAGAGAGAGAGAGUGUAAUUCUCCCCACUCACUCUCAGUAACCAGGAAAUUAACUCAGUUUUUUUGUUUUUUUUAAACCAAAAGCUCCCCUCAAGCUUCCUCCAUCACCUGACUGAUUCAUUCAUGGGGUUUCUCUCUCCUUCUCUUACAGAAGGCCUCAGUUAGAGCAGCAGUGAAACUACUGUGUUAACUGCUGCUCCAGCAGCCCCCUCAAGUUUCCUUUUCAGUCAUCAUCCAGCCUGACAGACAGUUGUGCCUCGUAGGAAGAGGAUAGAGAGACACAAAUGACUUGACUUUGCUUCAUCACAGCUCUGUGCCUAGAAAAACAGCUCAAGCUAUAUUACAACAUUACAAGCAUAUCUGUUACAACGAUAUCUUCUUAUCCUAUUGGCUGCAGUCCAUGCUGUUAUAUAUGCCAGAGGGCGCUGUGAUUUUAGUUACUGCUUUUUGGACCUCUGCAGCUUGUUUGUUUUGGGGAGCUGUAGCUGUUUGGUGGAACUUCUGCAGAUCCUGAGUUGUAGCAAUAAAAAGCCUACAGUAUGUGUUCCUGGCAUUCUCCUUGCUACCAACACAGCAUACACCCUUGUUUGUGUUUGUAAAUUUUCCCCCUGUCGUUUGGUUUUCAGCAGGACCUGGCUCCCUGAGAUUAGGGUGGGAGGGAGAGAAAAAUCAAGCAGAAAUAAGGAGGAAGGACAAGAGCAGGGACUAUAGAAAAACAGAUAAACAUGUUGUUUUGUGGGUCAAGAGCAAGGCUGCCUUGUGCAAUAAGGUUUUAAUUAAAAGGAUAACUUAUCCAUAACCAUUACCUUCCAGACCCUCAAAAACCAAGUCCUAAAUGGCAGAUCCCCCCCAUAUUUACUGCAAAACUAACUUGGCUGCUUGCUUGCUUGCUUAUUUAUUUAUUUAUUUAUGGCCUGAACAGAACAUAGUUUUCUUCUCAGACUCCUUCAUCUAGAAAUGUCUUAUUCCUUUGGAAUACUCUUCUUUCCCAUUCACAUUUUCAAUACUAUUUCCCUUCGGCCAGAAACUUUUUGGGAUUCCUGCUUUCCUGUGUCCUAACUGAAAACUCUGCUUCUUCUGUCCCUCUUUUCUCUCUCAAUUUAGGCAUCUCAGGCAAUGGCUGCCAUUAGGUUCUCUGUGACAUUAGGUCAGUGUACCUUUGUCAGAGGCUUCAUCACACACCCAGUGGAAACACUAAUUAGAACAUAAAAACAUACACAGAUAUACUGCAACCUCAUGUCUUCUACAGAGGACCUGGUAAAUGCUGGGAAGUUGUUACCUGGGAGGCCCAGUUACCACAAACCAAAACAAACAAGGAUGAUUGAAGGAAGCAAUAAUCACCAUUUAUUGAAAACCAGCUCUGGUGACGCUCCCAGUACCUAACGGUAAAACCUGAGAGACGUGCCCAGCUGCCUGGGUCACAAGUUUUUAUAAUUUGGCAUUACUACACAAUUAGGCGUCAACAUUCAGCCCCAAAGAACCAAUCAGUUCAUUACAUUCGUACAUAUGCUUGCAUAGAGGCUGGACUUUGCGCUCUAAGUUUCUAUUUCACAGCAGAGAGAUAAUUAAUUAAUAGAAGAAGCCUUCACAUUCCUAGAACGAUACAGUUACAGUACUAUUCAGGGGAGCCUAUCUCUCCCCGCUGCUGCAAACCCCCACUUAUUCUGCUCUGGGCAGAUAGCUGACUUAACACUUCCUUUUGGUCUGUACUUUUCCAUCCCACAGAGGCACUGACUUGCAAACACACUUUCUACAAAGCAAUUACAAAGCAGCUUUCUGAAAAGGCAUUUUCCAUUCCACAAAGUGGGAUUAAUUUGCAUUUAUUUCCCUUGUGUGUAAAAAUGAUUUGGACAGCCAUGGUAGGAAUAUACUCUUAAAUUAUAUGGAGAGAAUAAAAAGCUUCAAGGAAUUCUAAAUAUACAGGUGGAUAUCUUGACUAACAAAGCGCUUGCAGAAGGAGGUUACAUCAGCGCAAAGCUAUUGUGCGAGCUACUUGCACUAAGUCAGGAGCUUGUGUUCCAGACGAGUGUUGCACCUUUGCAAGCACUCUCAUUCAUUUUACGUGGAACUCUGCACAGUUGCAAAAUUCCCUGUUUGUUUUUUAACACAGCGGUGCAAUCUUCUUGCACAGCAUUGCUCUUCUGCAAGUGCUUCAUUAGUCAAGAUUGUCAGCCACCGACUGCAAGUGAUUUAAGCCCUAAACUUGAAGUUCUUUCUACUAGGAGGGCAAAGAAAAAGCUAUAGGCAACAGGAACACAUGUUAUAGUUUUCCAGAAGACUCUUGCCUUCCACCAAUAAAAUGCUCCUGCUUGAGGGGACACUUGAUAUCCUUAGCAGACCGCAUUUGUCAGAUGGUGGCAGUACAGGCACAAGAAGUUGUAGAGCAGUUGAGUGAGUAUGAUAACGAAUUGUUUAAUCCAGGCCGACAAAUAAGUAUAGAAAAGUAUGUAUCAAAGUAUAAUUCAGGAAAGUAUGGUUCAUAUCCCUAAUGGAGUAUAGAGCCAGCAGGUUGCUCAGAGUUGAGAAGCCUCUCAGUAACAGAGGCCAAAGUCAAGAGUGGGAGGCCCCCUCCCAAGAAUGUGGGUUGAGAAGCCCACCAGAGAUAACAGGUACCAGGAGUGGUCAAACACAGGCCAUUAGCGAAAUUUCUCAGUCAGCAGAAAGAGGGUCUUGCUGGUACGAAGAGAUACCAUAGGGAUUAAAGUUGUCAUAAAAGCCAGGUAGUAACUCAUCUUCUCAGGCUCUAGAUGGCACCUCUGGAACAUCUGAAAGCAACUGGAUGUAAUGUCAUUGGAUAAGAAAAUGGUGUGCAGCAAUCUGUAGAGCAAUUCCCAACCCACAGAAGUCAUUGAAAAAGCCCCUCUGGUUUGUCCACAAGAGAUCUGAUAGCACCAGCAACCCCUUGAAUAAGAAUAUAGGUUGACAUAUUAAUCAUGCAGCAGUUAGCAUCCUCUGAGAACAGUGCCAAAAAACUGCAUUCUUCCCAAGAAAGCACAGGUGCUGUUCAGCUGAGGAUCAAAAGUGCCAACAGCCCCCAUGACAGACACAGCCAAAGCAAAUCUAUGAUCUUGUCUGAUAAUCUGAAAGUCAUUGAACCUAUAUCCCGUCACAGAAGGAAUCAUUCCCAACAUAAUUUAACACUUGCUGAGAUCAUUUGCCCACUGGAGCAAACGGUAAUAAAAGAAGGGUUACUUCUGAAAGCUAAAAUUGCAGAUGGAGGCAAGAAGCUAAGGAAAAACUGGGCUUCCUCUUGGAUUGUUCUCACUGGUCGGAAAAUAGAAUUUUACAAAGAAUCCAAACAGUCAGCUGCAGCCAACCUGAAACCAGGCAGUAAACCUGAAUCAGUGGAUUUGUGUGGUGCUCACAUUGAAUGGACCAAAGAAAAGUCAAGCAAAAAGAAUGUCUUUCAGAUCACAACAGUAACAGGAAAUGAGUUCCUCUUUCAGUCAGAUAUUGAAUUCAUCAUAGCAGAAUGGUUCAAUGCUAUCAAGAAUGCAAUUGAGAAACUGCCUAAAGAAAUCAGUGCUGUGUCAAAGAACAAGGACUUCAAGAUUCCAAGAUCUUCUAGCUCUGAAUUACUGAGCAACUUUGAAGCUGAAUCAAAAGAGCCAAAGCCAGAAAAUAGACGGUCUUUAAUUUUCAGAUUAAACUACAGCAUUUCUGAUACAACUGACAAAAAACAAGUUAAAAGCAGACUGAAGAAGUUCAUCAAUCGAAGACCUUCAUUUAAAACUUUGCAAGAAAAGGGACUCAUUAAAGAUCAAGUUUUUGGUUCCUGUUUGCAUCGUGUGUGUGAAUACAAUGGCUCCACGGUCCCAGAGUUUGUUAAAACAUGCAUAACAGCUGUUGAAAAACGAGGUCUGGAUGUUGAUGGAAUAUACAGAGUCAGUGGCAAUCUGGCAACGAUACAGAAGUUACGAUUUGUUGUCAAUCAUGAAGAGAAGCUGAAUUUGGACGACAGCCAGUGGGAGGACAUCCACGUUGUCACCGGAGCACUCAAGAUGUUUUUCAGAGAGCUGCCUGAGCCACUGUUCCCAUACUGCUUCUUUGAACAGUUUGUGGAGGCGAUAAAAAUCCAAGACAACAACAACAGGGUGAACUCCAUAAAGGGCCUUGUACAGAAGCUCCCCAGACCAAACUACGACACCAUGAAAAUAUUAUUUAGUCACCUGAAAAAGAUAGCAGCUAAGGAGAAUAAGAAUCUUAUGUCACCUCAAAGCUUAGGAAUUGUCUUUGGACCAACACUCCUUCGACCUGAAAAAGAGACAGGGUCCAUGGCAGUCUACAUGCUGUACCAGAACCAGAUAGUUGAGCUAAUGCUCAGUGAGUACACCAAGAUCUUCGGCUCUGAGGAAGACUGACAGACAGUGACUGCUAUUGAAUAUGUUCACAUCUGUCUUGAUAGCUAAUAUUUUUACAUUUCUGUAAACAUCUUUCUGAAAUAUUUCAUUUUCCUUCUAGUGACAGAUGCCUCAUUUUGUGAAAACUUAAUGAUGAUUUUGUCUUUAAAUUUCCAAACAUUGGAAUAAAAAUAUAUUGUCAACAUUUGCUUAUAUGUAUUCAGCAUUAACCCUUUGUGUGAGUCAGUCUACCACCACAGUCCAGGGUUUUACUGUUUUCCAUGCUUUUAUUUUACAGUUGGGAUUUGAGAAAAUAGCCAAAUCCAGAUGAAAUAUCACUUAGAGACAUAUGCAAUGAUACUCCCAGACAAGCAGGGUUGGAGGUUAAUGGAUUUAAAUUGGCUUUUAGAACAAUUAAAUUGGUACUGAUGUAUUCUAUCGCUUAAAUUUAUUUUUAAUGCAUAUACCUGCUGAAAAUGAUAAAAGUCGAGUGGUAUUUUCUCCUUGUGGAAAGGAGAACUUGGACUUGUCCAAUCAUCCAAUGAUGCCACUUAUUUAGCCCCCACAAACAAACUUUUAACCGCAGUUAUUUCUUCCUGUAGUGUUGUAAAUAUUAUGUUAAGAAAAAAAAUGAAGACAACAUUAAUUCCAGAAAGUUAUUGUCUUAAAAGCAAUGCAUCAGUUGCCCAACUGCUCAUUUUAAAUGCAACACCCAUUCUGAAUCUCCAUCACUUUAUACUAUUCAACUCUUUCCCCAGCUAUGUCAUGUUUUGUAUAAUUUUUAUUAUGCUCCCAAAGAUGCUUUAUUGGUGAACUGCAUUAAAUUCAUCGAGAAAGAACUUUUUUUUAAAAGCAUUUUCAUAUGCCCUUAGGAUUACUUGGCUAGACUUGAAUCAAUUUAUACAUUUGAUGGUUAGUUUCAGUUGUCAUGGAUAAACAAAAGGGUAACUGUCUAGAAUAUAUCAAAUAUUGUUUUAUUCUGAAAUGUACGUUUCCAGCUACACACUUCCCCUACCCUGUUUUGUAAAAGUAUUCCGCAGAUAAAAUGUAGACUUAUGUUUGACAGCUUUUUAAUCAAGUUCAAAGAGAAUAAAUAAAACUAAUCCAGUGUGGUAAAAGA
This is a messenger RNA of Hemicordylus capensis (graceful crag lizard), 5893 nucleotides long. It is a transcript of the gene ARHGAP15, whose product is annotated as Rho GTPase activating protein 15. Gene Ontology annotation, molecular function: phospholipid binding; protein binding. The transcript is spliced from 17 exons. Gene Ontology annotation, cellular component: cytoplasm. The record is from RefSeq and is a predicted model, not a curated record. Gene Ontology annotation, biological process: signal transduction; regulation of GTPase activity. Lineage: Eukaryota; Metazoa; Chordata; Lepidosauria; Squamata; Cordylidae. Bases 3367 to 4794 code for a protein of 475 amino acids.